AUGAAUCUGGCCACUCUCCUACUCUCUUUUGUCUCAUUCUCAAUAACAUCAAACGCGCUGGCAGUGGUAGACAAUACUGUUCAACUUUCUUCUUAUCCGCAAUACAAGGACUGUAAAGCUGUAUACAUUGUGCAAGCAAAUGAAGCUUGCUUUGAUGUAGCUGUGAAAUUCAACCAUCAAGGCCCUGAUCCAGCCGCAAAUCUCAUGCAACUAAACUCUGAACUAUUUGGAACAUCGCUCGAUUGCAAUAACUUGAAUGUCGGAAUCGUAGUCUGUGUGGACUGUGAAGGGAAACCAUACUGCCCUUACCAUGUUGCAAAUGAUUGCACCAAAGUCCAUAAAUGUGAGAAGGGCGAUACUCUCAAUACACUGGCCUCAAUCUAUGGAGUUUCAAACAAGUCUGAUUUCGCACAAUUCAAUCUCGGACUCCAAGUCGAGAUAAAUGUAUAUCCCGAGCAUCAAGUCUGUGUCAUUCCACCAACCAAACCGCCACCAUAUACACCCCAAUAUGGCAAAGUUCCUGAUGGAGCUUGUGCACGAACACAUGUGUUGCAGAAUGGGGAUAACUGCUAUGAUUUAGCUGUGAAUAACAAUAUGCAAGGGCCGGAUCCCGCUGCAAGGCUAAUCAGCAUAAAUCAGCGUAUUUUGGGAAUGAAUUUCAAUUGUGCUGCGUUACCUGUUGGAGCUACUGUCUGUGUUGACUGUAUGAGAAUCGGCGUUGCUGCUAGUGAUUGUCCAUAUCAUCUCUCUCAAACCUGCUCCAAGAUUCACACUGUCGCAGAAGGUGAAACUCUGACUACCAUUGCACAGGCUAAUGGUAUGGCUGAUGCUAAAGGGCUCCUUCCUUUGAAUCCUGGUCUUGAUCUAGACGCAUUCAUAUAUGCUGCCAACACUGUGUGUACUCAAGGCACUCCCAAUAUGAAUCCACCAAACCAAAAUCCACCACCAUCACCAAAUAAUAAUCCUACACCACAAACUCCUAAUACAAGACCAAGCCCUGUUGUAAACGCACCAAACCCAAAUUAUGUGCCUGGACCGCAACCUACCGGUCCACCUCUAGGAGCUUGUCCGCAUACAUAUGUGGUAAAGCAGGGAGGUGAAAAGUGUUUUGAUAUUGGAGUUAAUUUCAAUCAGCAAGGGCCGGACCCUGCUCAAAAGCUCGUCAGCAUGAACCAGAGACUGCUUGGCGUCACAUUGAAUUGUCAAAAUCAAAAUGUUUUACAAGCGGGCGUGACUAUUUGUGUGGACUGUACGAAUACUGGUGGUGCUACAGACUGUCCGUAUCACUUAUCUCAAGGCUGCACCAAAGUGUAUACUAUUGUGGCAGGCGAUGAGUUGAAUAAGAUUGCGAUGAUGAAUGGCCUUCGCAACGGAUCUGAUUUACUACCUCUGAAUCCCGGAUUAAAUCUUGACCUCGUGAUAUUCCCUGGAAAUCACGUUUGCGUCGUAAACCCAGCUUUUGCUAUGGGACCGGCAGCAAAUAACAACCAACCUAAACCUGUUUCCUCUGGUAUUCCCGUCGGUGCUGUUGGUGUUCCUGCAGCCCCAGCACGAGGCGAUUGCCCAAAGACGUAUGUUGUAAACCAAGACCCAGCAGCCAAAAUCCUCUCGCUCAAUCAACGCUUAUUGAACGUAUCUCUGAAUUGUGGUGCUCCAUUGCAGGCAGGAACUACGGUGUGUGUCGGCUGCCUCAACAAUGUCGGAACUACUGAUUGCCCGUUUAUGAUGUCGGCAACCUGUACUUCAGUUCACAUGGUCGCUACUGGUGAAACGUUUAACUCUAUAGCAAUGGCUAACGGAUUUACAAAUGGAGCAAGUCUUGUUGCUCUAAAUCCCGGAAUCGACAUAAAUUCACCUCUGGUUGCUGGCAACAAGGUCUGUGUGAAAGCAUCUGGCGCUCCUGGCAAUGGUGUCGGACUUGGUGGCGGUACCAUGCCAUAUCCGAAUCUUCCACCAAUAUGA
Molecule: messenger RNA, 1962 nt
Organism: Synchytrium microbalum
Lineage: Eukaryota; Fungi; Chytridiomycota; Chytridiomycetes; Synchytriales; Synchytriaceae
Exons: 12
Coding region: 1-1962 (653 amino acids)
Source: RefSeq, a predicted model, not a curated record